UCUUCACGUCCUUUCUCAUACUUCAAAUACGUUGCACUCCCAAUCCCAAGUGAUCAAGAACAAAAUUAAAUUUUCUAAAUUACAAGCAAAUCAAAGCUCAUCGAAGUAUAGCUAUGGCAUUGGCAUCAGACAAGUUCGUCCUCUCCGCCAUCGUGCUCGCCGUCCUCACCGUCGCGGCAGCGGCGGCGGGCUACGGCGGCUACGGCGACGUCGGCGAGUACUGCCGCGUGGGGAAGGCGGUGUCCCGGAACCCGGUCCCAUCGUGCCGGAACUACAUCGCGCGGUGGUGCGCCGUCGCCGGGGGCCGCCUGGACUCCGGCAAGCAGCCGCCGCGGCAGCUCCUGGAGCCGUGCUGCCGGGAGCUCGCCGCAGUGCCGAUGCAGUGCCGGUGCGACGCGUUGAGCGUGCUGGUGCGUGGCGUGGUCACGGAGGAGGGCGACCGCGUCGCCGGGAUGAUCUCGCAGCACGCGGCGCCCGGGUGCGACGCCGCGACGAUCGCCGGGAUGGCGAGCGCGCUGACGGACUACGGCCGGUGCAACCUGCAGCACACUGGUUUCUUUGGCUGCCCCAUGUUUGGGGGUGGCAUGGAUUAACUUCCUUAGUAAUUAAUUAAUUAGGCCUUUGCUUAAUUAAUUAUUUAAUUAGUUAUCCGGGUUACUGGAUAAUUAAUUAUCGAUAUUUGCUAGUAGCAUCUAUCAUGUUUGGAUGCUGCUUUCUCCGUGAAUGUGAUGAUAAUAAUAAUCAGAAGAAAUAAAUAAGAAGAGUUGGAUUCAUCAGCUUUCCAGUAUCA
This is a messenger RNA of Oryza sativa Japonica Group (Japanese rice), 790 nucleotides long. The record is from RefSeq and is a predicted model, not a curated record. Lineage: Eukaryota; Viridiplantae; Streptophyta; Magnoliopsida; Poales; Poaceae.